GACUGAAAACGAGAUCCAACGGCUGCCAACUACGGUCCAGUAAUCUCAUACAACAUGGACGUGUUUCCUGUGCAUUUCAAUGUCAACCCUGACCAAAAUUUUAUGAUUGCUUCCCCCUCCAGCCAAAAUACUAUUCUCUCCGCUCACUAGCUUUCUUAUUGGUCUUGCCUGGUAAAACCAUCUUCAACCUGUAAAAACUAGAAAAACAAAAUGUGGAUUUUUGGGUGGAAAGGACCAUCUGGAUUCUCUGCUUCUUCGACGGCUGAGGAUGUUACUUAUGGGAUUGAUGGCACUGGUCUUACUGCCAUCGUUACAGGAGGAUCCAGUGGAAUUGGUUCAGAGACGGCACGUGUUCUUGCAUUGCGUGGUGCCCAUGUAGUUUUGGCAGUGAGGAAUAUGGAUGCUGGCAGAAAAGUUAAAGAAGAAAUACAGAAGGAAAUUCCUGCUGCUAAGGUUGAUGUUAUGGAGUUAGAUCUGAGCUCAAUGGCAUCAGUAAGAAACUUUGCAUCUGAAUUCAAGUCAUCAGGUCUUCCCCUUAAUAUACUCAUUAACAAUGCUGGGGUUAUGGCCACUCCUUUCAUGCUUUCCCAAGACAACAUAGAACUCCAGUUUGCGACCAACCAUUUAGGCCAUUUCCUUUUGACAAACCUUUUACUGGAGACAAUGAAGAACACAGCAUGCGAGAGCAACAGAGAAGGAAGGAUUGUCAAUGUAUCAUCUGAAGGUCACCGAUUUGCAUAUCGUGCAGGAAUUUGUUUUGAUAAAAUCAAUGAUGAGUCAUGGUACAACAGUAUAUUUGCAUAUGGACAAUCGAAGCUCGCCAACAUAUUGCAUGCUAAUGAGCUUGCGAGGCAGCUAAAGGAAGACAGAGUGGAAAUCACUGUUAAUUCACUUCAUCCCGGAGCAAUUAUAACCAAUCUUCUGCGUCACCACAGUUUUCUUAACAGAAUUGGGAGUAUAUUUGGUAAAUAUGUGCUAAAAAAUGCUCAACAGGGAGCAGCAACAACAUGUUAUGUAGCAUUAAAUCCACAGGUAAAGGGUGUGAGUGGUGAAUAUUUUUCGGACAGUAACAUAGCUAAGCCAAGCUCUCAAGCUAAAGAUGCAGAAUUGGCAAAAAGACUCUGGGAUUUCAGCUUGAGCUUAACUGACCCACCCUAAGUAAUUGGUACGGGGAAGGCAUGAAGAGGUGCAGGCUGCUCAUUCCUUGGCCUGUAUAAUAAAAGUACCAAGUAUUUUAGUGAAACUGUAAUUUCAGUAAUUCAUUAUCUGUUGUUCUAAAGCUGGACUAAUUUACCCAGGGAGUGUGGAUAGGUUGUGUUGUUAUCUAUAAUGGAGGAAAGAGAUUUGAAGAUGUUUGUGUUGUUACCUAGGGAGUGUGGAUAGGGCAUGAGUGAUGAAUAUUUCUACUAUCCUAAACCUGAUAUUUUUUAUAACUAGGAGUAGGCAAUAUUCUGCUUCUAUUUCUACGAAA
Molecule: messenger RNA, 1471 nt
Organism: Carica papaya (papaya)
Lineage: Eukaryota; Viridiplantae; Streptophyta; Magnoliopsida; Brassicales; Caricaceae
Product: short-chain dehydrogenase TIC 32, chloroplastic-like
Source: RefSeq, a predicted model, not a curated record